Messenger RNA from Physella acuta, 4685 nucleotides. RefSeq names its product ATP-dependent translocase ABCB1. Gene Ontology annotation, cellular component: mitochondrial inner membrane. Gene Ontology annotation, molecular function: ABC-type oligopeptide transporter activity; ATP binding; ATP hydrolysis activity. The record is from RefSeq and is a predicted model, not a curated record. Gene Ontology annotation, biological process: oligopeptide export from mitochondrion. Lineage: Eukaryota; Metazoa; Mollusca; Gastropoda; Physidae.
UUUUUUUAAAAUAACAACAAAAAACAAUAAUAACAUUUAAAGUACUUGGCACCAAGCUGAUGUUUAAUGUAAAUAAAAUUCGAAACGACAGACUCUGUGCGUGCACUAAAUAAAAAAUGCCAAGUUCAUACAAACUAGACAGUCCUGGUGCCGCUAACGGCCAAAAGGGUGGUAAAUAUAAAGAAAAAAAUGGAGUUGUAAACAAAACAAAGAACGGAGCUACGCCGGGCAAAGAUCAAACAGAUGAUAAAGAAGAUAAGAAGGAGAAAGAAACAAAACGGACAGCAACCUUCUCAGAACUAUUUUCCUACGCCACAUGUGGAGACAAACUGCUUAUACUGAUCGGGAUCCUGACGGCUGCUGCUCAUGGCGCGUCAUGGCCACUUCUGUUUCUCAUCUUUGGCAACAUGACCAACGACUUCAUUAACUAUGGUCACAAUGGCACAGCGCUCAAUGGCACCAACACGACCACAGGGAACUUCUCUAUGGCUGGGUUUGAGGAUACCAUGACACAGUACGCCCUCAAAUAUGUCUACAUUGGCAUUGGCGUGUGUGCUGCCACAUACAUACACAUUGCUUUUCUACAAAUAUCAUGUGAGAGGCAGAUACUAAAGCUGCGGAAAGUAUUCUUCAGAUCUCUACUGAGAGAAAAUAUUGCCUGGUACGACAAACAGCAAAGUGGAGAGCUCACAACAAGAUUGGCAGAUGAUCUGGAGAGAGUGAAGGAAGGAAUCGGAGAUAAAACUGGUCUUGCCAUUCAAUUCUUAUCCCAGUUUCUAGCUGGUAUCUUGUUAGGCUUUGUCAAAGGCUGGAAGAUGACCUUGGUUUUAAUGUCCUUGACCCCACUUUUAGCUAUAUGUGCUGCUGUCUUGGGAAAGUUAAUGGCUUCCUAUAGCGCCAGAGAACAAGAAAAAUAUGCCAAGGCUGGGGCCAUAGCAGAGGAAGUUCUGUCCUGUAUUAGAACUGUAAUCUCCUUCAAUGGUCAUUCCAAGGAAAUCAAAAAAUACUCACAUGCUCUAGAGGAAAGUAAAAAACUUGGAAUAAGAAAGUCCUGGUUUGCUGGUCUAAGUGUGGGUCUCACAUUUCUCAUUAUGUUCUGCGCUUAUGGCCUGGCAUUCUGGUUUGGCUCUACUCAAGUGGACUCGUACAACUCUAGUGGAGGGCAUGAAGGUUUGUCCCCGGGGGAUGUGUUCACUGUCUUCUUCAGCGUCAUGAUAGGUUCCUUCGCACUCGGCAGUGCCUCACCUCACAUCACAUCAGUACUCACAGCCAAGGGUGCAGGAGGCACCAUCUUCACCAUCAUCAAAGAUAAACCAACAAUAGAUUCAUCCAAUCCUGUGGGUGAAAAGCCAGCCUCCACCAAUGGCUUUAUCCAGUUUAAGGAAGUUCAGUUUUCUUAUCCAUCUCGACCAGAGGUUAAGGUUCUCAAACAUUUCUCUGUGGACAUUGAGCCAGGUCAGACUGUAGCAUUGGUGGGCAGCAGUGGGUGUGGCAAGUCAACCAUAGUCAACCUGGUUCAGAGAUUCUAUGACCCAGAUGAGGGAAAGGUCCUUUUAGAUGGGCUGGAUAUAAAAGACUUGAAUAUCCACUGGCUUAGAAAAAACAUUGGAGUUGUCUCCCAGGAGCCCAUCCUGUUUGGCCUGUCAAUCUCACAAAAUAUUGCCCUCGGCCAACCUGGCAUUACCAUGGAGGAGAUUCACAGGGCUGCCAAAAUGGCAAAUGCGCAUGAUUUCAUUUCAAAUUUACCCAAAGGAUACGACACUCUAGUUGGGGAGAGAGGAGCUCAGCUGUCUGGAGGCCAAAAGCAAAGAGUGGCAAUAGCCAGAGCACUAGUCAGAGACCCAAAAAUUUUGUUGUUGGAUGAAGCAACAUCUGCUCUAGACUCGGAGAGUGAAGGCAUUGUACAAGCUGCUCUUGAUAAGGCGAGGGAAGGCAGAACAACUGUUGUUGUUGCUCAUCGUUUGUCCACCAUUCAAAAUGCUGAUGUUAUUUAUGUGCUGGAUGGAGGGGAGGUAGUGGAGAAAGGGAAACACCAGGAGCUGAUGAAGCUAAAAGGGGCAUACUACAACCUGGUCACCCUACAGACUUUAGCUGGUCAUGAUGAUGAAGGAUUUCAAGAAAAUGAUCAGACAAUGUCAGAAAAGAAAGUAGACAGAAGCAUUUCACGCCAACAUUCCCAGAAGAAAGUGCUAACACAGCAGGUCUCAAUACAGAGUGCUGAUGGAGGGGCUAAAGCUAAAAAGUCUAAUUUGUUCAAGUCUAAGACUGCAGCUGCUGAGGAAGAGGAGGACGCAGAUGUUCUUAAGCCAGGAUUUAUUCGCAUGUUCAAGUCAAACUUAAAAGAAUGGCCCUUUAUUAUAGUUGGCUGCUUUGGUGCUAUUGUAAAUGGUUCAAUAAUGCCUGUCUAUGCUGUGUUUUUUAGCCAAAUUAUCACUACGUUUGGAAAAUCUGGCCAAGACCUGCUGGAUGAAGGCUUGUUCUGGAGCAUGAUGUUUAUUGCAUUAGGCGGUCUUUCAUUUGUUGCCCACGUAUUGCAGAAUGUUUCUUUUGGUUUCUCCGGUGAACGUCUAACAAAGCGACUCAGGCACCGAACAUUCCAGAACAUUCUACGACAGGAUGUUGAAUAUUUUGACAACCCUAAACAUUCCACUGGGGCUCUAACAACCCGCUUGGCAACCGAUGCAUCAAUGGUUAAAAAUGCUACAGGCAUCAGACUGGCAACCAUUGUUCAGUCCAUUACUUCAAUGGGAGCUGGUUUGGGAAUUGCUUUUGCUUUUGGUUGGAAGCUGGCACUGGCUGUAUUGGCUGGAGUUCCAAUCCUUGCCUUAUCAGGAAUGAUCAACAUGAAAUUACUGAAAAGAAACCAAAUGAGAGAUUCUAAGUUGCUGGAGGAAGCAGGAAAAACAGCCAGUGAGUGUAUAGAGAAUAUAAGAACUGUCCAAGCUUUGACCAGAGAGCCAUAUUUUUAUGACCAGUAUUGCGAACAGCUGGUCAAGCCUCACAGUGAGAACAUCAAGCAGGCACAUAUCUACGGGCUAUCCUACGCCUUCUCCCAGGGUGUCAUCUUCUUCAUGUACGCUGGUGCCUUCAGAUUUGGGGCGUGGCUGGUCGCCAAUGAUGGCAUGGAUCCCAAUCUGGUCUUCAGGGUGUUUUUUGCCAUCGCCUUCACGGGUAUCUCUGUUGGUCAAGCCGCCUCGUUCUUGCCGGACUACACCAAAGCUCAACUCUCGGCAGGGUACAUCUUCACCAUGAUGGACAUCGUGCCCAAGAUAGACAUCUUCAGCUCAAAGGGGACUGUACAGCCAAAUAUUACCGGUGAGAUAAAAAUUGAAAACGUCCACUUCAGUUAUCCAACCAGGCCGGAUGUUGAGGUUUUGAAAGGGAUUGACAUCUCGGUGAAACCUGGUCAAACUGCUGCCCUUGUUGGUAUGAGCGGCUGUGGUAAAAGUACAGUCAUCUCCCUUGUGCAACGAUACUACGAUCCUUCUGAAGGGUCCAUUCUUGUGGAAGGUACCAACAUCAAAGACUACAACCUGAAACAUCUGCGUUCCAUGAUCAGCGUCGUCAGCCAGGAGCCCAUUCUCUUCGACUGCAGCAUCAAGGAAAACAUCACCUACGGCCUGGACAACGACAUCCCUAUGGCUGAUGUUAUUGCUGCAGCCAAAACAGCCAACGCUCAUGACUUUAUUUCUAACUUGCCCGAUGGCUAUGAAACACAAGUCGGUGAAAAGGGCACGCAACUCUCUGGUGGACAGAAACAAAGGGUGGCCAUUGCCCGUGCACUUAUCAGAAACCCCAAAAUUUUACUGUUGGACGAAGCCACAUCUGCACUAGACACGGAGAGUGAAAAGAUCGUCCAGACGGCCUUGGACAAGGCCAGGGAGGGCAGGACCUGCAUCGUCAUCGCUCACCGCCUCUCCACCAUCCAGAACGCUGACGUCAUCUACGCCAUGGAGCAGGGGCGCGUCAUCGAGAGCGGAACCCACCUGGAGCUGCUGGCCAAGAGGGGAGUGUACUCUGUGCUUGUUCAGGGGCAACAAUUCAUGAAGGACGACAACUCUAGUCAAAAUUAAAUAGACCCUUUGUGUAAUUUAACUGAUUGUUGUGUUGUGUUUUUGAAAUUUAUAUUUUUUUUUUUACAUAUGAAAUGAAUAAUUUACAAUGAAUAUUUCUCAUACGAUUGUGUGUUUUUUAAAUGUUGUUUCCCAAGUUGCUUAAGUUAUGUGAAUAUGAUGAUGAUGCUGAUAAUAAUUUAUUAUCAAUAAGUUAGCUUAAAAUAGCGUAAACAAAUUAAUAGAUGUGUAUUGAAGUGUUGUGUUAACGAUUAUUUAAAUUGAAAAACAAACACAUAUGUGUGGUUUUCAUUGAAUAUAAAAUUAACUUAGGCUAUCACUACUUAUAGAUUACAAAUGUGGUUACUAUAGGUUAAAGCUCAACAACCAGGAAUUAACUAAUGACAUCCACUUAAAUGUGGAGAAUAGAUCUUAUGUCCACGCUACAUUAUGAUUUAAAAUACAAAUAAAACACAUUCCAAUUCACAUUUUACUUUAAUAAUGUUUGUCAUUUUUGUUUAAUAAAGAUCAUAUUUUAGCAGCAAAUAUCGAUUUGCUUUAUAGACAAAUUUUAUAUUGAAGUGACAUUUAUAUUGAAGUUGUAUUUUUUUAAUUGUGUAAUAAAUGAAUAUU